AUGACAUCACCGUUAUCACCAAUCAGCUUUUUAUUCGGACCUUAUCCAUUUUCUGCCAAACCAAGACAAGCUAGUAGUGUAUGUUAUAACAUCAACAACAACACUAACAACAGCAUCAACAACAAUAGCAACCAUAACAACUUUAACGACAACAAAAACAUUGCUGAAUGCUAUGAGACUAUUAACAAAGGCAUCAACAACAAUCAUUUUUCUUUGGCAAAAAAUGACGAUGAAAGUUGCUCUAGCGGUAAAGAAAAUGAAAACCUUACAUCAAAAUUUUUAAAACAUCAACGACAACAUCAGCAGCACCAGCAGCAGCAGCAGCAACAACAACAACAGAAGCUACGCCAACAUUUCAAAUUGCAACAUUUAAUUAACCGAUGUAUUAUCAACGAGCGGACAAAUUUUGAGACUUCAACUGAAUAUUUGACAACAUCAAUAGCAUCAACAACAACAACAAAUUCAAUGACAUCAACAAUUCUAAACAGAUACUGUUUAAAAUCUCGUGCUAUGCCAACAACACCAUCAGAUAACAGCAGAAAACAUCAAAUCGACGGAAACAUCAACAACUUCAACAACAAUAAUAACGUCAACUACAUUAGUAACAUCAACAAAACUAUCAACAAUAACAACAAAACUAUCAACAACAACAACAGCAGCAACUACGUUAACCGCAAUGUUUAUCAACGCUACUACAAAUAUCACAAUCCAUACCUCAGAUAUGAUGAUGACAACUGCAACAACAACAACAACAACAACAACAUAAACAUCAAAAACAACAACAGCCCUGGUGACGACGAUGACGACGACAAAGUUUUGAUUAACUGCGAUGCAUGGAAGAAUGUAGAAUCAUUAUUGAGUCGCAGUAAUGAUACUAUCUCUUAUUAUUCAACAACUACUACUACAACUACUACUACUACUGCUGUCGCUACUACUACUACUACUACUGCUGCUGCUACUAACACUAAAACGGUUACUACUUCGCAUAUUUCUGCUGUUAGCCCAAUUUAUUCCAAAGUUACUACUACUACUACUUGUCUUAGAGAUACUUUUUCUAAGCAAAAACCGACCAGAAAAUUUAUAAGGACUGUUGAUGAUAAAUUUUCAUACAGAGAUUACGUGAAAGGAGUGAUCAGUGAAGCUCCGAAACUCGUCGAUACUUACAUACCGACCGAUUCUGACACAUCACUUACUGGUAGUAAUAAUAAUAUUAACAGUGAGAGCAGUGUUAGUAAUGCAGAUGCAUACAAGGAUGUUACUCGAGAUACCGCUACUAACGAAACCACCGGUAAAAAUAGCGACGGUACAUUUAAUGGCAGGUUCACGAGUAAUGCAAGCAGUACUGUUAAUGAGAGGACCGCCAAGUACUUGUACAACACUGAAUUUAUACCGGAUAAUUACGGUUCGUGCACAAACAUUGGUCAGUACGAUAGAGUGAAGCCAGCCAUCAGAACAGUGAUGGCUCGAUUUGAAGGAUUCGUCGAUACGUCACAGAACUAUUACAACGUUUCGAAUAUUUAUGGGACUCUGAGAAACCGUAUCACCGGUAUUGAUAAAGAUAACGGCAUCGUCCUUUCAAAGAGGCAUAGUAUUGCGAAUGCUAGCGCACUGAAAAAUACUACAAACAUUACAAACAACAGAAGAGAGUACAAUGCUAGCCUUACUACUGAUGAUCGUAUCGAUAAUAGUAACAUAGAUUCUGCCAGUGGGAUGAAUACUAAAAGUCCGCUUAGAAGAUACACAUCUCUGAUUUCAAUGGACGUAGACCUACGGAGAUGCCAGCAUGGCGAUACAAAACAUCGACCGAUUUGA
Molecule: messenger RNA, 1812 nt
Organism: Helobdella robusta
Lineage: Eukaryota; Metazoa; Annelida; Clitellata; Rhynchobdellida; Glossiphoniidae
Exons: 1
Coding region: 1-1812 (603 amino acids)
Source: RefSeq, a predicted model, not a curated record